CCACACACUACACAGCCAACCGCUUCCCUCCACACUCCUCCACGGUCCACGCCGCCGUCCACCACCACCGAGCGCAAUGGCCAAGACCAGGUCGGCGGCUCCGCCCCGCCCCUCCGCCGCCGCCACCUCCACCGCCGCAGCCACCGCCAGGAUCUCCUUCCGCUCCCGCAAGAUCGUCAAGACUCCACCCUCCAAACCCCCUGCCGCGGCCGCUCUGCCGCCGCCGGCGCCGCCCGCUCCGGUGCUGCCCGCGCUGUCCGCCCCGGGCGAGCUCGCGGCCGCGCUGCGCCACCUCGCGGCGGCCGACCCGCUCCUCUCCGAGGUCAUCGCCUCCACCGACGCGCCCGCCUUCACAUCCACCCCCUCCCUCCCCGCCUUCCACUCCCUCGCGCGCUCCAUCCUCUACCAGCAGCUCGCCACCUCCGCCGCCGCCGCCAUCUACGCCCGCUUCCUCGCGCUCCUCCCCUCCGCCGCCGACGGCGCGGUGAGCCCCGCCGCCGUGCUCGCCCUCGCCGCCGCCGACCUCCGCGCCAUCGGCGUCUCCGGCCGCAAGGCCGCCUACCUCCACGACCUGGCCGCCAGGUUCGCGGCCGGGGACCUCUCCGAGUCCUCCGUCGCCGCCAUGGGCGAGGACGCGCUCCUCGCCCAGCUCACCAGGGUCAAGGGCAUCGGCGAGUGGACCGUCCACAUGUUCAUGAUCUUCUCGCUGCACCGCCCCGACGUGCUGCCGUCCGGCGACCUCGGCGUGCGCAAGGGCGUGCAGGAGCUGUACAAGCUCAAGGCGCUGCCCAAGCCGGAGGAGAUGGCCGCGUUGUGCGAGCGCUGGCGCCCGUACCGGUCGGUCGGCGCCUGGUACAUGUGGCGCCUCCUGGAGAGCAAGGGCGCCGCGGCGAAGAAGGCGAAGAAGGGCAAUGCGAGCUCCUAGCUAGAAUCAUGAUCAUAUCUUAGCCAAUCUGCAGGACUGUUUGAUUCUACCGUAAUACUGCCCUAGAUUCUAUGAUGCUUAACAGCGAAUAUUGGUGGGCUCAGAUGUCGGUUAUUCUGGCAUUAGGUUCUUCCUGUGGUUCUUGAACAAAGUUUAGUGACGUCUUUUAGGAAAGUAGUGGUGACAAGGAUUCUGUGUGCUUUCUGGACCUGUGGAGUCCAAACUGAACAUGGUGGCCAGUUAAACCAGAUAUCGGGGGCGA
Messenger RNA from Aegilops tauschii subsp. strangulata, 1187 nucleotides. The record is from RefSeq and is a predicted model, not a curated record. NCBI's taxonomy places the organism in Eukaryota, Viridiplantae, Streptophyta, Magnoliopsida, Poales, Poaceae.